This is a messenger RNA of Castor canadensis (American beaver), 4648 nucleotides long. It is a transcript of the gene Cdon, whose product is annotated as cell adhesion associated, oncogene regulated. NCBI's taxonomy places the organism in Eukaryota, Metazoa, Chordata, Mammalia, Rodentia, Castoridae. Gene Ontology annotation, molecular function: protein binding. Gene Ontology annotation, biological process: cell-cell adhesion; nervous system development. The record is from RefSeq and is a predicted model, not a curated record.
UAGCGCCUAUGUCAUAGGGUUCUUGUGAAGAUUAAAUUAGUAUAUUAGAAGGACUAGCACAUUGUAAGUGUCAGCUGUGAUUUUGUUGUUUUCAUUGCUGUUUCGGGGAAUAUAGAGGAGGAAUACAUGUUGGUUGUGUUUAGAUGCUGGUGAGAGGUAUAACUUGAAAUGUACUCGGGCAGUUGAAUACAUUCAUUUAGAAUGAUUAGUUAUCUAUAAUAAAAGGCAUUCUAAUAAAAGGGAGAGUGAGCAAAACUUCUAACUCUAGUGUGUAUAGAUCGAUCCCUAUGUGACUUGGAAAGCGUGGAUCAGUCAGUGCCUAGGAUUUGAUGCACUUUAUACAGAGCUGUCAAAGUCGAGGGUUGCCAUCUUGUUUAUGACUCCAGUUGUCCAGAUUAAUAAUUUCAAUCAUUUUAUGGUUUAGAUUUUCUUUCUCUCUCUUUUUUUUAAAUGCUUUCUAGUGAGCCAAGACCUGGAUUUUGUCUGGAAAUCUGUCCUGCCUGCUUCUGCAAUUGGGCGCUAUGCAUCCAGAUCUUGGAUCCUUAGGAACAUUGCUAUAUGUUAUUCUUGUGAUUCUGUGUUCUUCUGUGAGUUCAGACUUGGUGCCUUAUUUUCUUUCUGAGCCACUCUCUGCUGUCCAGAAGCUUGGUAGACCUGUAGAGCUACACUGUUCUGCUAAACCCAUGACUGCUCACAUCUCAUGGAUGCAUAAUGGAAAAAUAUUGGAUGGAAACAUGGAACAGAUUAAGAUUCAUCAGGGGACGCUGACAAUUCUUUCUCUUAACCCAUCCCUUUCGGGUUACUACCAAUGCAUUGCCAACACUAGCACUGGUGCAAUUGUGAGUGGCCCUGCAACAGUAUCUACUGCAGUUCUUGGUGAUUUUGAUUCUUCAACAAAGCAUGUUAUUACAGCAGAAGAAAGAAGCACUGGUUUCAUUGGCUGCAGGGUACCAGAGAGUAAUCCUAAAGCUGAGGUGCGCUAUAAGAUCCGGGGAAAAUGGCUGAAACAUUCUACAGGGAAUUAUGUCAUCCUCCCAUCAGGAAAUCUUCAGAUUUUGAAUGUGUCCUCAGCAGACAAGGGAUCCUACAGAUGUGCUGUUUACAAUCCUGUCACCCAUGAAUUAAAAAUUGAGCCCACUGGCCGAAAGCUCCUUGUGAGUCGCCCUUCCUCAGAUGGUUUUCACAUUCUUCACCCUGCCCUUUCGCAGGCAUUAGCUGUUCUCCCUCAUAGCCCUGUAACCCUGGAGUGUGUGGUGAGUGGGGUCCCCGCCUCGCAAGUAUAUUGGCUGAAGGACGGGCAGGAUGCUGUGCUGGGAAGCAACUGGAGAAGGCUGGAUUCUCAUCUUGCCACAGCAAGCAUUGACCCUGCGGACUCUGGGAACUAUUCCUGUGUCGUGGGCAACAAGUCUGGAGAUGUAAAACAUGUCACUUACAUGGUUAAUGUACUCGAACAUGCUUCAAUUUCUAAAGGACUUCAGGAUCAGAAAGUGUCUCUGGGUGCCACAGUACAUUUUACCUGUGAUGUUCAUGGGAACCCAGCCCCCAACCUCACCUGGUUCCAUAAUGCACAGCAUAUUUGUCCUUCCCCGCGGCAUCUGACUACAGGAAAUGGGCUGAAAAUCACUGGGGUUACCAUGGAAGAUUCUGGGUUUUAUCAGUGUGUUGCAGAUAAUGGGAUUGGAUUUAUGCAGUCCACUGGGAGACUUCAAAUCGAAAAAGACAGUGGAUUCAAGCCAGUUAUAAUCACAGCACCCACAAGUGCUAAGGUGGUAGAUGGAGAUUUUGUUACUUUGUCCUGCAUUGCCACUGCAGUGCCAGUUCCAGUCAUUCGUUGGUAUGGCAGCCAUGGAUUGAUAACCAGCCAUCCGUCUCAAGUCCUUAGGUCUAAAUCCCGAAAGUCACACUUAUUAAGACCUGGAGGUCUAGACCUGGAGCCUGUCUACUUCAUCAUGUCCCGAGCUGGCUCAAGCUCUCUCUCGAUUCAGGCUGUCACUCAGGACCAUGCUGGGAAGUAUAUCUGCGAAGCUACAAAUAAGCAUGGCACCACACAGUCAGAAGCAUUUCUCACAGUUGUUCCUUUUGAAACAAAUACAAAUGCAGAAAUAGCCACUCCUUCUGAAUCUACUCAGAAUGAUGAAAGAGAUGGCUCAGAAUCUGCCUUGUUGAGCUCAUUUCCAGUGCCGGUAUAUUCCAGUGGAAUAGAAUCAUCAUCAGAGAAAAAUGCCAGUGGUGCCUCUGUUCCUGAUGCCCCCAUCAUACUGAGCCCCCCACAGACCCAUACACCAGACACGUACAACUUGGUGUGGAGGGCAGGAAAGGAUGGCGGACUGCCCAUCAAUGCCUAUUUUGUGAAGUACCGAAAGCUGGAGGAUGGUACUGGUGCAGUGGGAAGUUGGCACACGGUUCGAGUCCCAGGGAGUGAAAAUGAGCUGCAUCUAACUGAACUGGAGCCAUCAAGUCUUUAUGAAGUUCUGAUGGUGGCAAGAAGUACAGCAGGUGAAGGACAGCCUGCCAUGCUUACCUUCCGGACCAGCAAGGAAAAGACAGUAUCAUCAAAAAAUACCCAGGCAUCCUCUCCACCCAUGGGCGUCCCUAAACAUCCUGUUGUUUCAGAGGCUGCAAACAAUUUUGGAGUGGUGCUUACAGAUUCCUCUAGGCAUAGUGGAGUUCCAGAGGCCCCAGAUCGGCCCACUAUCUCCACUGCAUCAGAAACAUCAGUGUAUGUCACAUGGAUUCCCCGGGCAAAUGGUGGUUCUCCAAUCACUGCCUUCAAGGUUGAAUAUAAACGGAUGAGGACUAGUGACUGGCUGGUGGCAGCCGAAGAUAUCCCUCCUUCCAGACUCUCUGUGGAAGUUCGUAGUUUAGAACCAGGUUCAAUAUACAAAUUUAGAGUCAUUGCCAUCAACCAUUAUGGUGAGAGUUUUCGGAGUUCAGCAUCCCGUCCUUACCAAGUGGCUGGCUUCCCUAGUCGUUUCUCCAACCGUCCAAUAACUGGACCUCACAUUGCAUACACAGAGGCUGUCAGUGAUACUCAGAUCAUGCUAAAAUGGACGUAUAUUCCAUCAAGUAACAAUAACACUCCCAUUCAAGGAUUUUAUAUCUACUACCGACCAACAGAUAGUGACAAUGACAGUGACUACAAGAGGGAUGUUGUAGAAGGUUCAAAGCAGUGGCACAUGAUUGGUCACCUACAGCCAGAAACCUCCUAUGACAUCAAAAUGCAGUGUUUCAAUGAAGGAGGAGAGAGUGAGUUCAGCAACGUGAUGAUCUGCGAGACUAAAGUGAAACGAGUUCCUGGAGCUUCUGAGUAUCCUGUCAAGGACUUGAGUACACCUCCCAAUUCUUCAGGAAGUGGAGGGAAUGUUGGGCCUGCAACCAGCCCAGCCAGAAGCAGCGAUAUGUUAUACCUUAUUGUUGGCUGCGUGCUUGGUGUCAUGGUCCUCAUUCUUAUGGUUUUCAUUGCAAUGUGCUUGUGGAAGAGUCGCCAACAAAAUGCCAUACAGAAAUAUGACCCACCAGGAUAUCUUUACCAAGGGUCAGAAAUUAAUGGGCAGAUGGUGGAAUAUCCCACUCUCUCAGGAACAAACAGGAUCAAUGGGGGUGUUCAUGGAGGCUUUCUAGGCAAUGGCAGCCUCAGCAAUGGUUGCUCCCAUCUCCACCAUAAGGUCCCUAAUGGAAUCAAUGGAAUCCUAAAUGGGAGCUUAAAUGGAGGACUUUACUCUGUGCAUACGAACUCACUAACCAGAGCACAUGUGGAGUUUGAACAUCCUCACCAUCUAGUGAACGGUGGAGGAAGGUACACAGUAGUCCCUCAGAUUGACCCUCUGGAAUGCAUUAACUGUCGCAAUUGUCGGAACAACAAUAGGUGUUUCACCAAAACCAACAGCACUUUGAGCGGCAGUGCCCUUCCUGUGAUUCCAGUGGUAGCACCUCACCCUCAGGACGGUCUGGAAAUGAAGCCCCUCAGUGCCAUCAAGAUGCCUGUGUGUCUGGCUUCUGCAAUCCCUGAUUGUGGCCAGUUACCAGAGGAGAACAUCAAGGACAGCGUGGCAUCUACCCAGCAUACCUGCUGUCAGGAUGAUAUAAAUGACAUCAACUCUGAUUCCACGGAAGGUACAGCAGAGUUGAACAGAGGAGACAGAAGUGGCCAUUCAGACACAGAGAACAAAAUUUUAAGUUGGAAUCCUCUUGUUUUGUCACCUGUGUUAGAGGACUGUACUGAGAAGACAUCAUGGUCUCCUCCUGUCAUUCCUUUGGACAGCCCAUCAGGGGUCCUUCAGCAACCCCAGGAAACCUGAGGAUGUGCACAGGCCUAGUCAUGUUCCAUUGCAAGACUUCAUAGAACUUCACAGAACAGGCCUGGAGAUGAACUGUGUGAAUAACAUUAAUUCAAAUCAUAGAAAUUCAUUAUUUAUUUUUUGUAGUAGUAAUGUCAUGAAUGUAUCUUAAAAUGUGUGUCCUUUUAUAUUAUUUAUGCCUUAAAUUUUUCCUUCCCUAUUUCUUCCUUCCCUCUCAAUAGGAAACAACCUUGUUUUUCAUAGUUUUUAAUCGUCUGGAGAGUGGAGGGAUCAUUCCAUGUUUUCCAAAACCCUCAGUGACAGUAGGAACUCGUGCCAUGGGUCUGGUCUAUUGGCUGAUUCAGCUAGGA